AUGGUUCGUGUCAACCGUCGCGAACGCAAGGAGAACUACUUCAGGCGCUUUGCUAAAACAUUGUCUGAGUACGACAAAUGUUUUGUGGUCUGCGCCGACAAUGUCCGUUCUAAGCAGAUGCAGCAAAUUCGAGUUGCUCUUCGUGGUUCUGCUGAGAUCGUUUUCGGCAAGAACACGCAGAUGCGAAAGGUAAUUAACAGCCAAGCAGCAAGGGACAGCCGCUUGGAGAGGUUACUGCCACUUCUGCGCCAGAACGUUGGUCUAGUCUUCACAGUUCGUGACUUGAACGAAGUUCGCGCAUGUCUUGAGAGCAACCGUUUGGAGGCUCCUGCCAAAGCUGGUACCGUGGCACCUAAGGAUGUUGUUGUUCCAGCCCAGAACACCGGUCUUGGUCCAGAAAAGACCUCGUUUUUCCAGGCCCUCUCUAUUCAAACCAAAAUUACUCGUGGCACCAUCGAGAUUCUGAAUGAUGUUCCCAUCAUCAAAAAGGGACAAAGGGUUGGACAAAGCGAGGCUACUUUGCUGAAAAUGUUGAAGAUAAACCCCUUCGACUACGGUCUUGUCAUCCGACAAGUUUAUGACCAAGGAUCUGUCUAUAGCCCUGAUAUCCUGGACAUAACACACGAGCAGAUCAUUGAAAAGUUCCUCCACGGAACGGUGAAUGUCACUGCCUACAGCUUGGGUCUCGGUUAUCCUACCGUUGCCAGCGUUACCCACAUGAUUGCUGAUGGGUUUAAGAAUCUUCUGGCUAUCUCUGUGGAGACCGAU
Dibothriocephalus latus is the source of this 768-nucleotide messenger RNA. The record is from the annotation of a GenBank genome assembly. NCBI's taxonomy places the organism in Eukaryota, Metazoa, Platyhelminthes, Cestoda, Diphyllobothriidea, Diphyllobothriidae.